Messenger RNA from Mytilus californianus (California mussel), 1749 nucleotides. RefSeq lists its product as uncharacterized. Gene Ontology annotation, molecular function: DNA-binding transcription factor activity. The coding region runs from base 349 to 1641 and encodes 430 amino acids. The record is from RefSeq and is a predicted model, not a curated record. The transcript is spliced from 6 exons. Gene Ontology annotation, cellular component: nucleus. NCBI's taxonomy places the organism in Eukaryota, Metazoa, Mollusca, Bivalvia, Mytilida, Mytilidae.
GGAAGUAAACAAAGUAAAAAGAAAAGGUUCGAAGUCGGGCAAUUCAAGUCAAAGGAAGGAAAGACGAAAAGCAAGAAAGUAAAUAAUAUACCGGUAUUGAUGAUUAAAGGCAGAUAAUGAUUACAUGAAUUUAUCUUUCACUUAUAACGAGAAAGUUAAACCCAAUGAAGAGAAACAGAUUGAAACUUUAAAUGCUGCACUCAAGUCAUUAAAAAAACAGACAAGAUAUUAACAUGUAUUAUAUAAAUAGAUCUUUCCAAUCAACUUUAAACUAAACACAAAGAAGAUUGGUGUGAAAACAAAGUGACUGAUUCAGAAUUAACAGAAUAUACUAGUGAUUUAUGGAAGAUGAAUGGUAUGGAUACAGAAACAAGAGAUAUAUGGAAGAUAAAAUGUUUCGAUACUUUAACAAAGACAUUACAGAAAACAAUCAAUUAUCUAGAAGAUUUGGGUGCAGAUGUAGCUGCAUGGGUUGUUAUACCUGCAACAACAGACAACUGUCAGAUAAAGCAUGUUGGUAGUAAAAAGGGGGGUGAAUUCAUCCUAACUAAACCUAGUAUUGAUGCUGAUAUACAGUACUUUUUAGAAAAUUAUAAAAAAAAUCAGAAAGAUGAAAUAAAAAAAGCAUCUAAAAAAGUCUUGGUUGAUAUGUGUAUACAACUGUUUGACCAAAAAUAUGCUGAAGCUUUACAGAAAUUUCACUCGAAGUUUCCAUACAGCUUGUUAACUCUGCGUGGAAAACCAUGGUUUACAUUGUCAGGGUUUCCUAAGGACCUUCUUCCCUUCAGACAUCCAUCAGAGUAUGAUGUACACAGUUUACAGAGUAUUAUAAACUGCAAAGAUUUGGUUAAAUUCAACAUACUUCAUAAAAAAUUACAAGAUGCGUAUUAUAACAAAGAACCCUGCAAUAACAUGACAAAGUCUGCCCUGCAAAGUAGAUUAUCAGGUGUUGUAAGAAAAUCUCAGGACCAAAUGGAUAAAGAUUUAAUGUCUGUUAUAGAAAAGGAUACAGCUUCACUUGACCAUCAGCAGGGGAAAAAAUCAAAAAGGAAGCAAAGAAAAGAGAAAACAAAGUGUACAAAUGACUUAAUAGUAAGGAGGUCCAAAAGGAGAAAAACAUCAAAAACAAAAAAAUAUGUUUCACUAUUGACUCCAUCUUGUAUAUCUAAUGCUACAUUAAAGAAAAUCAAUCAGAAAGAUCAGAAGUUAAAACCAAAAACACAAGAUUUAGCUGUUACAAAUACAAAUGAUAAAACAUUUAUAAUGCAAAUAAAAGAAGAACCUGCAGAUCCAGAUGACAAUCCUAUACCAGCAAUCUGUAGGGAGGAAGAUGAUAGUAAUAUAUCUAACCAUAGAUCUGUUCCACUAAAUGUUUCUGGUUGCAGGUCCAGUACAAAAUAUGUCUGGGAGUCAGAUAAUAACCAUACAAAGUCAGAUAUAAUUGAUAGUGUUGAAAUGACAUGUGAAGAUUCUUAUGAUAAUCUACCAUUUUGUAAUUACUCUCAGUCUGGUGCUUUUUACUUUCAUUCUGGUCUAGAAGACACUCAAAACUCAGAAAACUUGAAGAAUAAUUUUUCAUGUUCCAUGGACUCAAAUAAUGCAGAAAAUAUUAUGAUUAAGAUUGAGCCAAUUGAGCAUUGAAAAUUCUGUUCUGUAAUGAUAAAUCAUAUAUUUAACAUCAUUUACUAUUUGAUAACAGUUCAGAUAUUUUAUAUAUUUCAAAUAAAAAUAUGUAAUUUGUUCCAAUAA